GCAUGCUCUCCCGCCCGGGCAUGCGCGCCGUGUCGGAGCGGUUGGGCGCUCGGCUUCCCUCUACGGCCGCCCCCGGGCCGGCCCUCCCGCCGCGGCCGGUUGCUGCCAAAAUUCUUCUGUUUGGAUUCUGAACUAUGACAUCAUGGCAAGAUUUCGCAGAAGAACAUGCAUCAUUUUGUUGCUUUUUAUUUUGUUUAUUUGCUCCAUAAUGAUGGCAUUGAAGACUCUGAGACCUGACCGAGCUGGCUUUGGGGAUCCAUUUGGACUUGGUUUGUUGCCCGAGCUUCAACAACGGACAGAGAUCUUAGACAAUAGACAAAAUUCACUGAAUAGGGUUCAUGGAGAUGCUGUAACACAAAUCAGCAAUAUGCAUGCUGUUGUAGUCAAUACUAUGAAAGCGUCUGUGCCUCCUGUAAGCAAGUUGGAAGAGCUUUCUUCUCCUAAUUAUAACUUUCAUAUAUUUUAUUAUAGUUGGUUUGGGAAUCCACAGUUUGAUGGCAAAUAUAUUCACUGGAACCAUCCGUUGUUGCCACACUGGGAUCCCAAAAUUGCAAACAAUUAUCCAAAGGGCAGGCAUAAUCCUCCUGAGGACAUUGGUGCUAACUUUUAUCCUGAACUUGGAUCUUACAGUUCCAAAGACCCUUCUGUCAUAGAAGCACACAUGAAACAAAUGCUUUCAGCUUCAAUUGGUGUAAUAGCAGUUUCAUGGUACCCGCCAGGUAUGGCUGAUGAAAAUGGAGAACCAACUGAUGAUUUGGUGCCUGUUAUUUUGGAUUAUGCACACAAAUACAAUCUAAAGGUCACUUUUCAUAUUGAGCCCUACAAAGAUAGAGAUGACCGCAGUAUGUACCACAAUGUCAAAUACAUCAUUGACAAAUAUGGAGCCCAUCCAGCCUUUUACAGGCAUAAGACCAGCACAGGCAGAUUUCUUCCCAUGUUUUAUGUUUAUGAUUCUUAUGUAACAAUUCCUGAAAUAUGGGCAAAUCUGUUAACUGUAUCUGGAUCACAGACUAUUCGAAAUACCCCAUAUGAUGCAUUAUUCAUUGCUCUUCUUGUAGAAGAAAGACAUAAGCAUGAUAUUCACAGAAGUGGCUUUGAUGGAAUGUAUACAUACUUUGCCACCAAUGGCUUCUCUUAUGGCUCAUCUCAUCAUAACUGGGCAAGUUUAAAAGCCUUUUGUGAUAGUAACAACUUAAUGUUUAUUCCAAGCGUGGGACCAGGCUAUAUUGACACCAGUAUUCGACCGUGGAACAACCACAACACCCGUAAUCGUGUCAAUGGAAAAUACUAUGAGACUGCCUUUAAUGCAGCCCUUUUGGUGCGACCAGAAAUUAUUUCCAUUACAUCUUUUAAUGAAUGGCAUGAAGGUACACAGAUUGAAAAAGCUGUCCCCAAACGGACUGGACAGAUAGUUUACCUUGAUUAUAAGCCCCAUAAACCAAAUGUUUACCUGGAGCUGACUCAGAAGUGGUCUGAGAAGUACAGAAAAGAAAAAGAGCAGUGGCUUAUGUGAGCUAUUGCUGCUGCAAUUGUUUCUUAACAUACUGAAUGCAAUGAGAAAGAAAUGGAGAGCUGAAGAAUCUGUUAUAAAAUGUCUUUAUUAUAAAUAUGUCCAAAUUGUUAUAUCACAUGAAUGUAUAUGCACUACUACUGAAUGUGAAUUUCAAAGAGUAAAAAAAUGAUUACAACAAUUGGCAUCUCUAACAUUGGAUAGUGUAGUUCAAGAAAGCUUUUUUUUUAAUAGUAAUUUGCAUGCUGAACUUCAAGAACGUCUGCAUGGGAUAACUACAUGACUGAAGUAGAACAAAAAUUUGGCAGUUAUAUUUACGUACUUAUUCAUGUAGUUGUAUUCCUAAUCAAAGUGAUGCUUUAAGCUGAAUUUUAUCUUGGUAGAUCCUUGCAGGAUGCACGUCUGUAGUGUGUGGAGUAAUCUGCAUCUACUGUUUUUAUGCUUUGCACAUUGUUAUUUCUUGAUUAUAAGAUUAAUUUGUGGUAAAAACACUGAAGAUGUAUGUGUGAUGCAACAAUGGUGUUUUGUUUUUUUUAAAAAAAACUUUUUCAAAGAUUGAGUUCUAAAGAACUGCUGAAAGAUUUAUAGUUUACUCUAUUUGUUCUGUUCAAUACAUGGUGCAGACUUUUGGAUACUGGAUACUGACCAAUUACAUUGUUUUUCUAUGUCUGAAUUAAAAAAAAAAGAAAAUAUUUUUUGUGGGGGAAAACUCCUAAAAUUUCUAAAAAAAAAAAAAAAUUCAUUUUCAAUUGAUUGACUGAAGACACAGUUUUAGUUUCUUUUUAGAAAUAUUUAAAGAUUCUAAAGCUAAUAUAUUACUAGUCCUACAAUAAAUACAAUUUUAGGUUACACUUUUUCAUUUGUAAUUUAGGAGCGGUGUAGUGUGGUAGCAGUGACAGCAAGCACACAUUACUUUUGUUUGAAAUGUGAGAUAUCAAUUUUUCAUAGAGUUCAUUGGGUAGUUCCAGGAUAGUAGAUACUAAAGUCUUCUAAUUGUUCAAAUAAGUUCCCCACCAAUAUUACCUUUAACUAUACGGUGUGCCUGGAAAUAAAUACUUUUUAGACCUAGGAGUCUCACCUUUCAGAUGUAGUGAGUGAUUAUUAACUGGUUUUCUUACUGAAUCUUGAAAAGUUCAAGUCACAUGGGCAUGUCUCCUCAGGAUCCCUUUUUUUGUGGGGGGGAUGAGGCAAGACAUUUUCAUACUUUAUAGGAAAACAGUAGACCUUGGAAUAGUAGACACUGCAGUAUUUUGUUUAUUUGCAGCAAGUGUUUAAUCUGUAGCAAAGUGGCUUUUUCAAAAAAAAAAUUUAUACAAGGUGCUGAUCCUGUGUUGUAGUUAGUAUGCUGGAACUGUUGCGACCACUAGAAUCCUAUAGUUUCAGCACUACCCACUGUAAUUACUCACACUUUUUACUCAGUUACUCACAGCGCUCUGUCCAUGAAAUUGUAAAGCACAUGUGGGGACUUCUGGCUAAAAAAGAAGACAAACCAAAAAAGAAAACAAUAUGUUCUAGAGUCCUGCUGCUGGUAUGAAGAAGGCUUGAUUAUCUAUCUUCCACUUAUUUGCAAUUUAAUUCUCUUGUCACUUCUUUGCAAUUAUUAAAAAAAUGUCACGCAAUGCCAUCAGCUGCUUGAAAAAAUGCAGAAAUGGGGUUACAGAUGUAUAAUCUGACAUGUUAAAGUGUGCCUCUAGAGUUAUUGCAGUCUUACUUGUAUUUGUUAAUUUUUUUCAUGUUCAUACUGUGUCUCUGCAAACUUGAAAGUUCUUCUAACAGAAAUGUUUACUAGAGCUUAUUUUACGUGCACUCAAGUGGAUAAACUGAAGAAAGAUAUAGGUAUUACCACAGUCACAAAAUUGUGUUUGAGACACAUGAAGCACUUGUUAGACUUUUACCACUUAAAAAUUAACCACUUUGCCAUUUAUUAAGGAAAAAUGAUUUAUACAUUUUUACUAUAACUCCCUUGAAUAGCUAUGUGUAAUUUGUUUUCAUAAUUUGGUACAUGUUUUUUACAGUCCAAAGAGCCCAUAUAUUUAUUUUAAAUGUAAAAGAAUGAUUAACUUAUUUGCAUAUCUAUAUUGCAUAUAUUAUUAAAAAUUAUUCUGGAUUCAAACCAUUUAAAGGACAAAUCUCUUUCCCUGCUUAAACUUUUGUCAUCCACUCUUCUCUCGCAGUAGUUGUCUGAACUCUUUACUAGUCUUGACAACUGUGCACUCAGCUUUCAGCUUCUUACUUUCUCCCGGUAGCAGUUUAUAUUUUCUCUGUGACUGCAAAAGUUGCUUCUGUUGUUGAUGUUUAAAAGCUUAAAAUUUUUGUGUAGUGUUGUACAACUGAGAUGAUCUUGGUUUAAAAUAUAAUUUAUGGUAACAACAUAAUGGGUCUCCAUUCUUAGAAAGACUGUAAUUGCUGUAAAGGUAUCAUUUAGCCCUUGCUGUGAAGUGAUUUGGGCUGUGACACACAGGUGUGUCAAUGGGAUCUUUAGAAGAAUGUACAGAAUUUCUGGAAAAAUAAAUAAAAAAGUUACCUAGUUCUCAUCACCUCUGAGCACUUACUGUAUUUUUGUGCUUAAUGUGUUUUAAAGGCUAAAUAUGCAACGUGAAAAAAAAUAAUCAUAGAUUAGAAUUUAAUUUGAGGAGAUGUGAUGGAGUAACAGCUGCUAGGACUACCCUAUCUGCCUUCCCAGUACUUUCUAUAUACUUGGAGCAAAUAUUAAUGCAAGUAUUAGAGGAAAAAAAGAGACUUCUGUGGAUGAAUUGCUGCUGCAAUCAUAAUAGUUUUUUUUUUUUUUUUUUACAAAGUGGUUGAAGUAUGUCUAUGGGAAAAGAUUAGUACAAAAUGCAAAGAAACAAGAUUCUCUGUUAUAAGUGCACAUUUUCUGGGGUGAAUAUAUAUAGAAGAUGAUUGCUCCAAGCUUCACAGUUGCAUUUAAAAAAAAAUUGAAUGAUUGAAUGUGCAAUCAAAAUUGGGAGGGAGAGAUGGCUAUUCUUAGUUUCAGAUCUUAAAUUAAAUUUAAGGAAUAUCUAAAUCCCAUCUCACUUCUGUCUUACACCCCUAUUUUUUUGCCUAAUUGAAAAAAAAAAAUCUAAUGAUUACUCAGCAUUUUUAGACCGAUGAAUUUCAUUUGAUUCAUCUUGUAGUAUGUUAUAGUACUUAGAUGAAGUGAUAUACUAAGUUUAUACAAAUUAGGGAAGAAAUACUAUGGGAAUACUAAAUAGAGAUCAUGCUAUGCUAUGCAUCUGCACCUACAGAAAUAUCUGUAUUGAUUGCAUACUACUGACUUGAGUAUCACUGGAGGGGAAAUGAUCUCUGAGACAAGUAGCAAGUCUUUGUGGUGAGAGAGCUUACUUUCAAAGGAAACUCUCUAGGUUCGUUUCUGUUUCUGUCAGUUGUGAUCAAGUAAAUUGUUUCAGUUCUAUGAGCUGUCUCAGAAGUGAAGCCCAAUACAUCUUCUCUGAAGUCAGGAUUUAUAUUAAAUCUUGCAUAGAUCUAUAAACUAUGACAGAAUUUUAAUUUAAGGGAAAGAGCAUGUGCAUAUGCUGUUACUAUUUCAGUGGUAAGCUGUAAAUUAUUGUGAAAGUAGUUUCUGUACUGGGGUACAUCAUGUGUGUCUAGAGCCUUUCUUUUGAGGUGCCAAUGAUUUGUCUCUUAACAGGUUGUUGAAACAGAAGGGUCUUUAUUAUGAGACUUUCUAUAUAUAUAUGCUGUAUAUAAUUGGAAUUUAACAUUGCACACAGGACUCUUGGGUUCUAUGGAAAACGUUUUACAGGAGUGAGUGUUUUCAGCACAGUGAUGCUAGUAGAAUAUAUCUCUGUGUACAUGGACAGGGCCAUGCUGGUGUAUGUUUGUUGGUGGUGGUGGUGGUGGUAAAUCUCAUGUACCUAAAUACCGAAGAGGAGAUAUAAACUAUUUACAAAAUAAUUGCCAUUUAACAUAAGUUGAAAAUUUCUGCCUGUCUUAAGGUACUUUACAAGUGUCAAUCCUUAUCCUUCUACUUGCUUAAAAUAGUGUCAAUAUUUCAUUCCUUUUUUAUCUGUUACUUUUGACCACUUCGUUAAAUAUUGCAUAAACUUCUGAAGUGGUUCUAUUUCUCAGACUUUGUAAUAUUCAUUAAGAGAAUCUACAAAAACAUUAGCACUGCAGAAGAACCUGGUAUGUAUUUCAUAUUGUAUAGUUAUGAUUUUUUUUGUGAAUGGAUGGUGUAUCUCAGUUGUGUAUUGAAUAUGGAUAAAUAAAAUACAUUUGUUUCCUUUAAUACACUACCUGUCUGUGGCAGAGAUGCAUUUGCUUACAUGCAACAAAAACAAAUGUGUGUCUAUAUAUAUUAUACAUACAUACAUAUAUAUGUAUGCAUAUGACUGAAGUCAUUAUUUGUAAAGUACUAUAUCAUUGUAUUAAAUUAUAGAUUAGAUUUGGCUACUUUUAUGCAAGCAAUGUUUUUAAUUCCCUAUGAUGUUUACAAAAAAAUAAAGUUGCUUAUGUAUGAAUACUAUUGUGAAUAAUAAACAUAUGCCCAAAAAGGGUGGCUUAAA
Messenger RNA from Cygnus atratus (black swan), 6039 nucleotides. RefSeq names its product mannosidase endo-alpha (gene MANEA). The record is from RefSeq and is a predicted model, not a curated record. The transcript is spliced from 5 exons. The coding region runs from base 143 to 1513 and encodes 456 amino acids. Gene Ontology annotation, molecular function: alpha-mannosidase activity. Gene Ontology annotation, cellular component: Golgi apparatus. Lineage: Eukaryota; Metazoa; Chordata; Aves; Anseriformes; Anatidae.